Messenger RNA from Dipodomys ordii (Ord's kangaroo rat), 903 nucleotides. It is a transcript of the gene Usp50, whose product is annotated as ubiquitin specific peptidase 50. Gene Ontology annotation, molecular function: cysteine-type deubiquitinase activity. Gene Ontology annotation, cellular component: postsynaptic density; dendritic spine; cytosol. The transcript has 6 exons. Gene Ontology annotation, biological process: endosome organization; protein K63-linked deubiquitination; Ras protein signal transduction. The record is from RefSeq and is a predicted model, not a curated record. Lineage: Eukaryota; Metazoa; Chordata; Mammalia; Rodentia; Heteromyidae. The coding region runs from base 1 to 903 and encodes 300 amino acids.
AUGACUUCUAACCGGAUUUUCCCAGCAGAUGACUUCGGAAUUUAUUAUGUCCUCACAGACCACUUGGACCCGGUGGCGGUGACGGAAGCGAAGGAGCCCCCCGUCCACCUGCAGGGGGUGACGGGCCUGCGGAACCUGGGCAACACGUGCUACAUGAACGCCAUCCUGCAAUGUCUCUGCAGCAUCUCCCCGCUGGUGGAGUACUUCCUCUCAGGAAAGUACAUCACCGCCCUUCAAAAGGACUGCAGCGAGGUGGCCACAGCUUUCGCCUACCUGAUGACAGACAUGUGGCUCGGAGACUCAGAUUGUGUCUCCCCAGAGAUAUUCCGGUCCGCUCUUGGCAACCUCUACCCCACAUUUAUGAAGAAGACGCAACAAGAUGCCCAGGAAUUCCUGAUCUAUGUGCUCAAUGAACUUCAUGAGGCUCUGAAGAAGGACUGUCUCCAGUGUUUCUUCCAGCAAGACACACUGACCUGGAACAACCAAAUUCAUUGCUCUUUUUGUGAAACCAAGCAAGAAACAGCGGUGAGGGCCAGUAUUUCCAAAGCACCCAAAAUAAUUAUUUUUCAUCUAAAAAGGUUUGACAUCCAAGGUACAACAAAAAGAAAACUGAGGACAGACAUCCAUUACCCGCUGACUAACCUGGACCUCACUCCUUACAUUUGUCCAAUUUUCCGGAAACAUCCCAAAUACAACCUCUGUGCUGUGGUGAACCACUUUGGCGAUCUGGAUGGUGGGCACUACACGGCUUUCUGCAAGAACUCAGUAACCCAAGCCUGGUAUAGCUUUGAUGACACGCGAGUCAGUGAGAUUCCAGAUACUUCUGUGCAAACCGCCACCGCCUACCUCCUGUUCUACAGUUGCCAGCCCUUUUCUAUCCCCAUACAGAAGUGUAAGUGCUAG